AUGAAAUUUAACGAUCAUUUUCCUAAAACAGUGCCACUAAUUUUAGGUAUACUACAAAUGUUAUUAACAUGUGCUAUUAUUGCCUUAGAAGUUAUAAGUGUUUAUAUUGAUGUUGUUUAUGGAACAGUGUGGAAUUGUGAACAAUUAUGUUGUUCAAGAACGAGUAUUGGUAGUUUCAAUAAUCAAACGGGUAUGGCAACAUUAAACUGUACACAACAAUUGUUACAAGGUAUGGCACCGACAUGUCCUGCAUAUCCAUCACGAAAACUUAUAUUAAUUCAAUCACAAUUGGGUUAUGCAGCAGCCAUGGCAGCCACAUGCGUAACUUACGUUGUUACCUAUAUUUGGGUUAGUUGUAUGGCCUGCUGUAAGAAAUAA
Messenger RNA from Didymodactylos carnosus, 378 nucleotides. The record is from the annotation of a GenBank genome assembly. NCBI's taxonomy places the organism in Eukaryota, Metazoa, Rotifera, Eurotatoria, Philodinida, Philodinidae.